Lasiodiplodia theobromae is the source of this 930-nucleotide messenger RNA. RefSeq names its product Farnesyltransferase alpha subunit. NCBI's taxonomy places the organism in Eukaryota, Fungi, Ascomycota, Dothideomycetes, Botryosphaeriales, Botryosphaeriaceae. Bases 1 to 930 code for a protein of 309 amino acids. The transcript has 3 exons. Gene Ontology annotation, cellular component: CAAX-protein geranylgeranyltransferase complex; protein farnesyltransferase complex; cytoplasm. Gene Ontology annotation, biological process: protein geranylgeranylation; protein farnesylation. The record is from RefSeq and is a predicted model, not a curated record. Gene Ontology annotation, molecular function: protein farnesyltransferase activity; CAAX-protein geranylgeranyltransferase activity.
AUGCCGUACUACGCCGAAGCCGAGGAAUGGAGCGAUAUCGAGCCCAUCCCGCUGGACGAGGGUGGCCCCAACGCACUCGCCGCCAUCACCUACUCGGACGAUUAUGACGAGGCCAUGAGCUACCUCCGUGCCGUCAUGGCCAAGAACGAGAUGAGCGAACGCGCCCUGGCCCUGACCGAGGACAUCAUCGCAUCCAACCCGGCCCACUACACCGUCUGGCUGUACCGCGCGAAGAUCGUCCUCAGCCUCGAAAAAGACCUGCGCGAGGAGCUGGCGUGGCUCAACGCGGCGGCGCUGCGCAACCUCAAAAACUACCAGAUCUGGCACCACCGGCAGACGAUCGUCGACACUCUGGGCGACGUGACGGGCGAGCAGGCCUUCGUCGCGCGCAUGCUGGCCAAGGACGCGAAAAACUACCAUGUCUGGAGCUACCGCCAGUGGCUGGUGCGCCGCUUCGGCCUGUGGGCUGAGGACAGCGGCGAGCUCGAGGCCGUCGAGGCCCUGCUGCGCGAGGACGUGCGCAACAACUCGGCCUGGAACCACCGCUGGUUCCUGGUCUUCGGCAGCGACGCGGACAACUUGUCGCAGAAGAAAGUCUUGGAUAGGGAGAUGGAUUACGCCAAAGCUGCGGUAGAGCUUGCCCCUCAGAACCCGAGCCCGUGGAACUACCUCCGCGGCAUUGUGCGCUACGCCAAGCUGCCGCUCUCGACGCUCAAGGAAUUCGCGGAGCAAUACGCAUCGAUUGAGAAGCCCGACGAGGUGAGCUCCAGCCACGCUCUCGACCUGCUUGCCGAUAUCUACUCGGAGGAGAGCAGCAAGGAGAACGCCGCAAAGGCCCUGGAUCUGCUGGCUCAGCGCUAUGACCCGAUUCGCGAGAAUUAUUGGAACUACAGGAAGUCACUCUUGGACCAGCCCAAGGUUGUUGCGUGA